AUGGUCUACUACUUCACCUCCAACGUCGUCGACCCCCCGGCCUUCAUCUACGUCGGCAAGGACAAGUUUGAGAACGAGGAUUUGAUCAAGCAUGGCUGGGAGGAGGAUGUCUGGCCUUGGUUCCACGUCGACAAGUUGUCCAGCGCUCACAUCUACCUGCGCCUGCGGGAGGGCCAGUCGUGGGACAAUAUCCCGAGCGAGCUGCUCACCGACCUGGCGCAGCUAACAAAGGCCAACUCGAUCGAGGGAAACAAAAAGGACAACAUCACCGUCAUCUACACCCCUUGGUCUAACCUUAAGAAGGACGGCAGCAUGGCCGUGGGCCAGGUCAGCUUCAAGGACCACAAGAAGGUCAAGAGGAUACUUGUUCCCCAACGGGAGAACCCCAUCAUCAACAGGCUCAACAAGACCAAAGUGGAAAAGUUCCCCGACCUGAAGCAGGAGAAGGACGACCAUCUGCGAGAGCUGCGCAAGAAAGACCAAGCGGCACAACUGGCGAGGGUAGGUAUCGCUGUAUCUGUCAUGACCCUGUUGGGCUUUAUUAACUAA
Molecule: messenger RNA, 549 nt
Organism: Thermothelomyces thermophilus ATCC 42464
Lineage: Eukaryota; Fungi; Ascomycota; Sordariomycetes; Sordariales; Chaetomiaceae
Exons: 6
Coding region: 1-549 (182 amino acids)
Source: RefSeq, a predicted model, not a curated record